Messenger RNA from Capronia coronata CBS 617.96, 1065 nucleotides. RefSeq lists its product as uncharacterized. The record is from RefSeq and is a predicted model, not a curated record. The transcript has 2 exons. Lineage: Eukaryota; Fungi; Ascomycota; Eurotiomycetes; Chaetothyriales; Herpotrichiellaceae. The coding region runs from base 1 to 1065 and encodes 354 amino acids.
AUGGACUCCAAAACCUUCGUGUCAGAGCACUACGACUAUCCAGUUCAAGAAGAAGGGCCACCACGCCUGGCCUUGAAAGGCGAAGCAGCUCAGCCCCGCAUCCACUUCGAUCCGAAGAAGCAUUUACGAUUCCAGCUGCCGGAAAAGACAUAUACGCUCGAAGACCUCAAAUACAAUGUCAAGCAAUCCGUGGGCAAAGUGGCCGCGACGGACCCUUUCCCACUGUUCACGCCCGAGGCUGUGAUUGAGAUGCGCCGCGAGCUGCUCAGCGAGCGCACGAUCAAGAAUUGCAUGACCUACACACGCCCAGGCUCCGUUCAAGUCCGAGGCGCCUGCCCGCAGUACGCCUCCUUCGUCUACGAGGCAUGGACGCACCCGGAAACGAUCAUGGCGGUGUCCGCGGUCGUCGGCCUACCAGUCAAGAUCAACAUGGAGCAAGAAAUCGGUCACACCAACAUCCAACUUGGACCCACAGGCUUGGAGGGGCUCAAAAGCUUGACUCCGGAGCCGUUGGUGCCCGAGAACCCCCCGGUGGAUAUUGAAGAGGAAGAUAUCAAGGAAGACAAAGACACUGAUGUGAUCGAAUGGCACAAUGACAUGUACCCGUGGUCCUUGGUCGUUUCGCUUUCUCUGCCACAAGGACAGGGUGGAGAGACUGCUUGUCUGUGUGGAGACGGAUCGAUCAUCAAGGCUCCUAAACCCGAUGUCGGUUACGGUGUUCUUCUUCAUGGAAGCGUUGUUCUGCACAAAGCCGUCCGGGCCGUUGGUGCUGAAGAGCGUAUCACCAUGGUCUGCUCGUGGUGGCCGGCAGACCCUCUACAGCAUGAUAACUCCAAAAUCGCCAAUACACGGGACGUCUCGUUCAAGCCGGAGAUGUAUUAUCAGUGGGCCACGUAUCGCUUGGAAACGCUGGCUGCCAGAUGUGCCGCGAAGGCAAAACAAUACCGUGAACAUCAUGAGAAGAAGGAGAAUUACUCUGACGCCGUGGUUGAUCCUCAGGAGUUUGCUGAGUGGGCAAAGGAGCAGAUAGCUUACUUCGAGAGGACUUAUGACCAUAUGAAAUAG